UUGAGCAGUUUUCGCGGUUUGCGCACAAAAAAAGAUAGUUAGGAGCUUCCGGAUGGCAGCUCACCACUACCCGGACGUUUGCCGCUUCUGCGGAGAACACAACGACGUUAUUGUUGACUUGAUAUCGUCCCAGCUGUGCGAUAAAUUGGUUAAAUAUUUUCCCCUUAAGUUUGAUUCCACCGAUUCCCUCCCAAAAGUGGCCUGCACGGACUGCGCCAGCAUUAUCCAGCAAACGGAAGGAUUCAUUCUUAAAGCACAGGAAACCGAGAGGAACUUGCUGGCAAAGACAGGUCGUCCUCAGCCCGCUAACAAUGUCCUCUCUCCGUCGGAGAUCCGCUCACUGGCGUCGAAAGCGUCUCAGCCUAAAUCCGCCGAUAAGCCCAGCUUGAGUGACGUCCUGCAGAAGCUCGGGUCCGGCUUGACGGUGAAAAAAGUCCAAACCGGUGACAGCAAGUCUACGGACCGGAAUGCACAAGUGUCGGGCGUGGAGCAGUUCCUAGCAAUGAAGAUGGAGGUGCUGGACGAUGAGGUUGAGAACAUUCCUACCGAGGACUUGAUUCAGUACAACGACACCGAUGACGAGGAUGCGCAGCGUGAAGCACAGACCAGCUUCAACAACAUUGUCUCGGUUAACGUAAAGGAGUCCCACUCGGACUCGGAAGAGUGGCACGAAAGUUACCUGGAGGAGGCGUUGAGCGAGGAAGGAGACGAAGAUUAUACGCCGACGCCGUUGUACAGUGGGAAGCGGAAGCCGAGGACAAGACGACAUUUACCUAAGCCAAAGCCGCGGCCACGCGCUCCGGCGGCGCAAAGUGUCGUCAUUAACCUGAAGGAUCCGUGCCACUUUGUGUGCGUAACGUGUAAAGGCAAGUUCAGCAGCUUUGAGGAACUGCAGGGUCAUCUGGACCAGAGCGUGGCAUAAAAGGUCAACAGCACGUGCGAAGUUUGCGGCAAGGUUUGUGCGAACAGGAAGAUGCUUUCCCAGCACAAGUUAACCCACAGUGAGCGGCCGCAGUACGUGUGCGACCAGUGUGGAAAGGUUUACUCGAACGUCUUCAACCUCGAAAAUCACAAAAGUCAAGUCCACGGAGAUGAAACUGACUUUGGAUACGUGUACAAGUGCUGCGAUCUGACGUUCAAAACGCGCCGCGAACUGAACGAGCACACCGCGACUCACACCAAGAUACUGAACCUGCUUUGCGACGCUUGUGGCAAGUCCUUCACCUCCCAGAAGGCUCUAAAAUCCCACGCUAUGAGUCACACCAACAUUCGACCCUUUUCUUGCGAUAUGUGCCAGAAAGCAUUCCGCACGAAGCUUCUGCUGGUUCAGCAUGCCCACGUGCAUACCGGCGUGAAGGCGUUCAACUGCGACAUUUGCGAAAAGGCGUUCGCCAAAAAGGAAUCGCUACGGAAGCACUACAAAACGCACUCGACCGAGCCGGUGUGCUGGUCCUCGACGGGGGAAAAACUUUCGGUCAAACCUAUACAAUCGAUGCAGCAACCCAAGCAGGAGGAGCUGCAGAUGCCGCAGAUUCCUGCCAUGUUCAGCGGGAUCAACAUGAGUUUCUGAAAAUAAAUUUAUUCAGAUUUUUGGA
This is a messenger RNA of Culex quinquefasciatus (southern house mosquito), 1595 nucleotides long. Its product is annotated as zinc finger protein 311. Gene Ontology annotation, molecular function: zinc ion binding. Gene Ontology annotation, cellular component: nucleus. Lineage: Eukaryota; Metazoa; Arthropoda; Insecta; Diptera; Culicidae. The record is from RefSeq and is a predicted model, not a curated record.